Messenger RNA from Nannizzia gypsea CBS 118893, 1725 nucleotides. RefSeq names its product GTP-binding protein 5. Gene Ontology annotation, cellular component: mitochondrion. Lineage: Eukaryota; Fungi; Ascomycota; Eurotiomycetes; Onygenales; Arthrodermataceae. Gene Ontology annotation, molecular function: GTPase activity; GTP binding. The record is from RefSeq and is a predicted model, not a curated record. The coding region runs from base 1 to 1725 and encodes 574 amino acids. The transcript has a single exon.
AUGGCCCAGCUCAAUGGCACUUUGAUGCCAUUUCUUUACCCAUGUUUGCUAUUCAGCCCAACUGCCAAUUUAGCUCCUAGGAGCGCGUUGAGAGCUUCCAAAUGCCUUAAACACUUUCGAUGGUCCUCCUCACUCCCUACAAAUAAUAAUAUAUCCGCGCCUGAUCCUGGGUCUCAUUCGAUCGGCACGAAUGACUUUGAUCUCGAGAAGAACCGUCGCCUGAACCCGGCUCCAUCGGACUAUGGACGAUCGAUAUUCCAAGACCGAUGUUCUCUUACCGUCCACACCGGCUCAGGAGGCUCAGGAUGCGUUGCGUUCCUGCGUCUGAAAUAUUUAGAGCAUGGCCCUGCGAACGGUGGUGACGGCGGCACGGGAGGAAAUAUACUGAUACAGGCCGUUGAAGGGCAGACAAGUCUACACAAGCUGGCACGAAGAGGCGUGAUAAAAGCUGGUAGAGGCAAAAAUGGGAGAGGCAAAUCGCAGGGAGGAGUACGAGGUGAAGAUGUCUUGUUGCAGGUUCCUGUUGGAACUGUGGUACGCGAGGUUGAGAGACAUGACCCUGUGGCAGAGAAGGAACGAGAACUGAAAGAGCUCACUCGGGAACUCGGCAGCAGGACAAAAGCCCUGCAAGCUAUAAACUCACGUAGAGAUCAGUGGGUGCUAUAUCCUGGCUCUCAGCCGUCUGAUUACUUUGCAACCGAUUUCCCGGAACUUGGUCCGCCCAGAAGACCCGAUCUUGCAGCCGUACAGCCUGCUGCGCCAAUAUACCUUGAUCUUUCCAGACAUAUGGAUACACCGAUUGUACUUGCAGCAGGUGCUGUAGGAGGCCUUGGGAACCCACAUUUUGUGUCUAAGUCCAUUGGCAGGCCCAUGUUUGCUACAAAGGGCGAACAAGGGAUGAGGCUCGAACUAGAGUUAGAACUGAAAUUACUUGCCGAUGUAGGGUUGGUUGGUCUGCCGAAUGCUGGCAAAAGCACUCUAUUACGCUCAAUAACCAACAGCCGGACUCGUAUAGGAAACUGGGCAUUCACUACUCUGUCACCUAAUAUUGGCACUGUUGUACUGGAUGAUUAUUCCCAACGCAAGGCAAGGCUGGCAACUCCAGGACGGGCUCCGCGCCCACGGUUUACAAUUGCAGAUAUACCUGGUUUAAUUGAAAACGCUCAUUUGGAUAGAGGCCUCGGGCUGGGAUUUCUCAGGCAUGUAGAGCGUGCUGGAAUCCUUGCUUUUGUGGUGGACCUUAGUGCGGGAGAUGCGGUGGCGGCCCUGAAGGGUCUAUGGAAUGAGCUUGGUGCAUAUCAGUCUAUGCGGGACCGUGAGCUUAGCUUGGAUACCCAGUCCCGACUGUCUCCAUGGACUCCAGUCACUGACAACUUGGACGAACCACGAGUGAACGAAUGGAUGGGAGACGAAGGCCAUGCCAGCACUCCACCCCCACCGGCAAGAGACUCGUCCCUUCAGCCUCUUGUAUAUGCCAGCCACAACAUCUACUCGAAACCAUGGUUCGUUAUUGGAACCAAGGCUGACUUACCAGGCACCCAGGAGAAUUUCGCAGCUUUAAAGGAUUACCUUGCUCAGGUUGAGAAAGGAACUGUUGAACAUCCCUCGAAGCAAGAAGAUGCAUGGCGGAAUCGGAUAUUUUCCGUUCCCAUCAGCGCCAUCAAUGCACAGGGAGUGAAUGUCAUCCCUGAGAGGAUUGUGCAACUCAUGGACGGUGCAUAUUAA